This is a messenger RNA of Pseudopodoces humilis (Tibetan ground-tit), 2427 nucleotides long. RefSeq names its product pyrimidinergic receptor P2Y6 (gene P2RY6). Gene Ontology annotation, cellular component: plasma membrane. The record is from RefSeq and is a predicted model, not a curated record. Gene Ontology annotation, biological process: cellular response to pyrimidine ribonucleotide; phospholipase C-activating G protein-coupled receptor signaling pathway. Lineage: Eukaryota; Metazoa; Chordata; Aves; Passeriformes; Paridae. Gene Ontology annotation, molecular function: G protein-coupled ADP receptor activity; G protein-coupled UDP receptor activity; G protein-coupled UTP receptor activity.
CAGCGCUGGGAACGGGAUCCGCCGAACCGGGCCGGGAUGGGGCCCGGCAGGCUCCGAGUGAACCGGGCAGUUUGGGACCCGCCAAGGGCUGCUCUCCAUGCCUUCAUCCCCCAGCCUGUGUGGAUACCAGAGGAUGCUGAUCCAUCAUGGACCUGCUGGUCCAGGCUGACCCUGCGAGGGCGUGUGUGACACCACGCAGACGAGUCACCAGCUGCCCCCCUGACAUCCACAGGUGCCGCGGAGGGGCCGCGCCAGCGGGGAGGACGCUGAGGCUGGGAACAGCACCAUGGCCAACCUGACAGCCGUGAGCACCGGCAGGAACUCGUGCACCUACCACGAGGAGUUCAAGCAGGUCCUGCUACCCCUGGUGUACUCGGUGGUGUUCCUAGUGGGGCUGCCCUUGAACGCCGUGGUCAUCGGGCAGAUCUGGCUGGCGCGGAAGGCGCUGAGCCGCACCACCAUCUACAUGCUCAACCUGGCCGUGGCUGACCUGCUCUACGUCUGCUCCCUGCCGCUCCUCAUCUACAACUACACCCAGAAGGACUACUGGCCUUUCGGGGACUUCACCUGCAAAUUCGUGCGCUUCCAGUUCUACACCAACCUGCACGGCAGCAUCCUCUUCCUCACCUGCAUCAGCGUCCAGCGCUACCUGGGCAUCUGCCACCCCUUGGCCUCGUGGCACAAGAAGAAGGGCAAGAAGCUGACGUGGCUGGUGUGCGCGGCCGUGUGGUUCAUCGUCAUCGCCCAGUGCCUGCCCACCUUCGUCUUCGCCUCCACCGGCACGCAGAGGAACCGCACCGUCUGCUACGACCUGAGCGCGCCCGACCGCUCCGCCGCCUACUUCCCCUACGGCAUCACCCUCACCUUCACCGGCUUCCUGCUGCCCUUCGUGGCCAUCCUGGCCUGCUACUGCAGCAUGGCGCGCAUCCUGUGCCAGAAGGACCAGCGCAUCGGCCUGGCCGUGCACAAGAGGAAGGACAAAGCCGUGCGCAUGGUCAUCAUCGUGGUCAUCGUCUUCUCCAUCAGCUUCUUCCCCUUCCACCUCACCAAGACCAUCUACCUGAUCGUCCGCUCCUCGCCCGGCCUGCCCUGCCCGGCCCUGCAGGCCUUCGCCAUCGCCUACAAGUGCACGCGGCCCUUCGCCAGCAUGAACAGCGUCCUCGACCCCAUCCUCUUCUACUUCACCCAGCGCAAGUUCCGGGAGAGCACCCGCUACCUCCUCGACAAGAUGAGCUCCAAGUGGCGGCACGACCACUGCGUCACCCACGGCUCCUAGGCGAGGACGAGGCCCCCUCGGUGCCGCCGGGGCACGGAGCGAUUUCGGCUCUAAGCUCCACGGAGCGGAGAUGGCUUCUCUGGGGACAUGCUGGAGGAGAGGAGGAUGGCAUCUCCCGAGCUUUCAGUGCUUUCAGCCCACCUCCAGCCUGCAGUGGUGCAGUAUUUACCCCAUCACAGACCCAGCGUCCUCUCCCUGGCUCGGUUGCUCACUCAGAGCAGCUCAGCACCUUGCUGGUCAAGCACCGACGCGAUAAAAAUCCCCUGGGACUGUGGAGAACAAGACGGGACCGUGGAGGACGCAUCCCUGGCCCAGGACGAGCUGCUGGGGGAUGAUUUGUCCACGUGCUCAAUUAAAAAUUCCCUGAUGGGGACAGCAUGUGAAGGCUGGGAGGGUUUGGUUCAGCCCAUACCGUGGGGCCAUGUGUUUCUCCAGCUCAAGAUCAGUGUCACGGAUGGUUUGUGCAGCACUGGGACAUCCCUGUCCCCCAGUGCCCGGAAUGAGGCCACACCAGCAAGAGACACCGGCUCACUGCUAUUGCCAGUGCUGUGAAAUGGUGGAGGAGCACCCCUGGACGGACUGGGAACAGGGAAAGGGGACAUCGGGGCAACUGGAACACCCACGCUGCAUUUCCCACUGAAGCCAUGCCCGUGGGCUGGGUUAGGCACAAGCUAGCAGCACUGUCACCUGCCUGGGGACCUUCAUCUGAGUCCAGCUCCCUGCUUAGCCCAGCACCCUAAAUCUGGCCCAUCCUGGUGUCAGUGGUGCCCUGCUGUCACCUCCUAACCAGGAUCCACCACCGUCGGAGCCAGCAGAUGCAGACAAUGCCCAGAGUUGGAAGAUGCAUGCCACAGAGAGCUACUCGGAGUCCUGGCCAUGUCACCAUGCAUCCCACAGCUGGCUUGGGCUCUCCACGGGCCUGGGGAUUGAGCUUUGCUCCCACAGCCUCUGUUGGGAUGCUGCUCCCUCCAGGCGAGGAGGGAUUUGCGAGGUGGAUGCACCACUCAUCGCUCUGCGGGUCUUCUCUAACAUACAGGAUGUAUAGAAUUAACUCCCUGCUCUUUCUCACAUGGGUGUAUACACCCACUGCAUGUAUAGACAUAGAAUAUAGCCGAGCAGAGGGAGGUCUGUGGCCCAGCACAGGCUCUGCA